Aspergillus luchuensis is the source of this 300-nucleotide messenger RNA. RefSeq lists its product as uncharacterized. The transcript has 2 exons. Bases 1 to 300 code for a protein of 99 amino acids. NCBI's taxonomy places the organism in Eukaryota, Fungi, Ascomycota, Eurotiomycetes, Eurotiales, Aspergillaceae. The record is from RefSeq and is a predicted model, not a curated record.
AUGAUGUGGAAAAGAAGAGUCAAGAAAGCAAGGGUGGAGGAUGAACGCACCCAGACAUCCACCAAUGCAUUUGUCAAGGGCUCGCAGGGUCCCGAGCUAGUUUCCGGCGUGAGAAUGCAGGUGUCAUUCUUCAAGAAAUCGUACUUGGGAGCCUCAGCUGUGAUGGUGUACGUGGUGGUGCUGCUGCCAUCGUCCUCGGAUGGUGACAAUGCCCGUCGGCGCAUUGCAUGCCGGUUCCUCUUCAUAAGGCCGACCGUGUCGGAGCACCUUUUCGCCAGUGCACCACGGCGCGCCAAGUGA